GAGUUUUUGUCAGAAAGUGAAAAUGGACAGCACAAGCUAAACAUGAUGCUAUCUAAAGGAGAGCUUUUGAGUACUCUGUUGACCAAAGAGAAAGCUAACGGUAUCCAGGCCAAAGUUGCAACUGCAAAAGAAGAUUGGAAAAAUUUUCAUUCAAAUCUCCACCAAAAGGAAUCCGCCCUAGAGAAUCUAAAGAUCCAAAUGAAGGACUUUGAAGUGAGUGCUGAGCCUGUACAGGACUGGCUGAGUAAAACCGAGAAGAUGGUCCAUGAGAGCAGCAAUCGCCUCUACGAUCUGCCGGCCAAGAGGAGAGAGCAGCAGAAGCUGCAGUCUGUCCUUGAGGAAAUACACUGCUACGAGCCUCAGCUCAACAGGCUGAAAGAGAAAGCUCAGCAGCUGUGGGAAGGACAAGCUGCCAGCAAGAGCUUUAUGCACAGAGUGUCGCAGCUGUCUUCUCAGUAUCUAGCGCUAAGCAAUUUAACAAAGGAGAAAGUGUCAAGAAUGGAUAGAAUUGCUGCAGAACACAAUCAGUUCUCUCUCGGGAUUAAAGAAUUGCAAGACUGGAUGACAGAUGCCAUUCACACUCUGGAUUCUUACUGCCACCCGACAUCGGACAAAAGUGUGCUGGACAGCAGGAUGCUCAAGCUUGAGGCUCUAUUAUCAGUGAAACAGGAAAAAGAGAUUCAGAUGAAAAUGGUAGUGACCAGGGGAGAAUCUGUCCUUCAGAAUACCUCUCCCGAAGGCAUUCCUGCUAUUCAGCAGCAACUGCAGAGUGUGAAGGAUAUGUGGGCAGCCCUGCUGUCUGCAGGGAUUCGAUGUAAAAGUCAACUUGAAGGAGCUCUUUCUAAGUGGACAAGUUAUCAGGACGACGUUCGGCAGUUUUCCAGCUGGAUGGACGGCGUGGAAGCCGCCCUGCAUGAGUCUGAAAGGCAGUACGCGGAGCUGCGGGAGAAAACCACCGCCCUCGGCAAGGCCAAG
This is a messenger RNA of Galeopterus variegatus (Sunda flying lemur), 975 nucleotides long. RefSeq names its product nesprin-1-like. Gene Ontology annotation, molecular function: actin filament binding. NCBI's taxonomy places the organism in Eukaryota, Metazoa, Chordata, Mammalia, Dermoptera, Cynocephalidae. The transcript has 6 exons. Gene Ontology annotation, cellular component: cytoplasm; meiotic nuclear membrane microtubule tethering complex; nuclear outer membrane. Gene Ontology annotation, biological process: nuclear migration. The record is from RefSeq and is a predicted model, not a curated record. The annotation marks the transcript as partial.